GUUCAUCCCAAAGCAUGCCCACGGACACCCACUUUCUAUCGAAUUUGGUAUCAACACAGAUUACUUCCACUUUUAUUUUUCUCUCCCGCUCCUCUCUCUCUCUCUCUCUCUCUCUCUCUGAGGCCUUCGAACCGUAGGCAGCCGGCGGGAAGGCACCUGCACGCAGGGAAAACUUCAGCUGUUUGAUGGCUAUGGUUGACGAGCCACUGUAUCCAAUUGCCGUGCUGAUAGAUGAGCUGAAAAAUGAUGACAUACAGCUGCGGCUGAACUCAAUUCGUAGGUUAUCAACCAUUGCACGUGCUUUGGGUGAGGAGCGAACCAGAAAGGAGUUGAUCCCAUUUCUCAGCGAAAACAAUGAUGAUGAUGAUGAGGUGCUUCUUGCAAUGGCUGAAGAAUUGGGGGUAUUUAUCCCAUAUGUUGGUGGAGUGGAGCAUGCCUAUGUUUUGUUGCCACCUUUGGAGACCCUUUGCACAGUUGAGGAAACCUGUGUAAGGGACAAAGCUGUGGAGUCUUUGUGCCGAAUCGGAUCUCAGAUGAGAGAAGGUGAUUUGGUUGAUUGGUUUGUACCUCUGGUGAAGAGACUGGCAGCUGGUGAAUGGUUUACAGCUCGAGUUUCUGCUUGUGGAUUAUUUCAUAUUGCUUAUCCUAGUGCCCCUGAGAUGCUAAAGACAGAGUUGCGCUCAAUAUACAGCCAAUUGUGUCAAGAUGACAUGCCGAUGGUGAGGAGGUCUGCUGCAACAAACCUGGGGAAGUUUGCUGCUACUGUUGAAUCUGCUCAUCUGAAAACUGACAUCAUGACAAUGUUUGAGGAUCUUACGCAAGAUGAUCAAGAUUCUGUUCGCUUAUUGGCUGUUGAGGGAUGUGCUGCCCUUGGCAAGCUGUUGGAGGCCCAGGAUUGUGUUGCUCAUAUUCUUCCUGUCAUUGUCAGUUUCUCCCAGGAUAAAUCUUGGCGUGUUCGUUAUAUGGUUGCAAAUCAAUUAUAUGAACUUUGUGAAGCUGUUGGACCUGAGCCAACCAGGACUGAUCUGGUACCUGCAUAUGUUCGGUUACUCCGCGAUAAUGAGGCUGAAGUGCGUAUAGCAGCUGCUGGUAAAGUAACAAAGUUUUGCCGGAUUUUAAAUCCAGAGCUUGCAGUUCAGCAUAUUCUUCCCUGUGUUAAGGAAUUGUCAUCAGAUUCUUCCCAGCAUGUUCGUUCUGCUUUGGCCUCAGUCAUAAUGGGAAUGGCUCCUGUUUUAGGAAAGGAUGCUACAAUUGAACAGCUUCUUCCAAUUUUCCUUUCCCUUCUGAAGGAUGAAUUUCCUGACGUAAGACUAAAUAUUAUUAGCAAGCUUGAUCAAGUGAAUCAGGUAAUUGGAAUUGAUCUGCUGUCCCAAUCCCUAUUGCCAGCCAUUGUUGAGCUUGCGGAGGAUAGACAUUGGAGGGUUCGACUUGCAAUAAUAGAAUAUAUUCCUUUGUUGGCGAGUCAGUUGGGUGUAGGGUUUUUUGAUGACAAGCUUGGUGCUCUCUGCAUGCAAUGGUUACAGGAUAAGGUUUACUCAAUUCGAGAUGCUGCUGCAAAUAACUUAAAGCGCCUUGCUGAAGAAUUUGGUCCAGAGUGGGCAAUGCAGCAUAUAGUUCCUCAGGUCUUGGAGAUGAUUAACAAUACCCAUUAUUUGUAUCGGAUGACCAUUUUACGUGCAAUUUCUUUACUUGCUCCUGUCAUGGGCUCAGAAAUCACAUGUUCGAAACUGCUGCCAGUCGUCAUUAAUGCCUCAAAGGACAGGGUGCCCAACAUCAAAUUCAAUGUAGCUAAGGUGUUGCAGUCCCUCAUUACCAUUGUAGAUCAAUCUGUGGUGGAGAAGACGAUCCGACCAUGUUUAGUUGAUCUUGCCGAGGAUCCAGAUGUUGAUGUCCGUUUUUUCUCCAACCAAGCACUUCAGGCGAUCGAUCAUAUCAUGAUGUCAAGCUAGAUUAACAUUUUUCACAUAUUUUGGCUACACCAGUAAAUCUUGAUUCUAGAGUGAGGUCUUUUUGGAGACCGCGUCGCCCUUGAUUAAUUUCUCAUCUACUGGUUAUUUGUAUCCCUUGCUGCAUUCGAAGCUCUGUGAGUGGCAUGAGUGGUAGUAUUUUCUGAAUAGCAUGUUGGGCUGUACCAAUUGAAGUAAUGCUGUAUUUUUUGAGAAAUAUCCUGAAAUUUACUGUUCGAAAUUUUGAGAUCACAUUUUCUGUAGAGAUUUUUAAUUUCUUUUAGAAAAGGUUUUCCAUUA
This is a messenger RNA of Malania oleifera, 2246 nucleotides long. RefSeq names its product serine/threonine-protein phosphatase 2A 65 kDa regulatory subunit A beta isoform. Gene Ontology annotation, molecular function: protein phosphatase regulator activity; protein binding. NCBI's taxonomy places the organism in Eukaryota, Viridiplantae, Streptophyta, Magnoliopsida, Santalales, Ximeniaceae. The transcript has 13 exons. Gene Ontology annotation, cellular component: protein phosphatase type 2A complex; cytoplasm. Gene Ontology annotation, biological process: protein dephosphorylation. Bases 186 to 1949 code for a protein of 587 amino acids. The record is from RefSeq and is a predicted model, not a curated record.